Messenger RNA from Myxocyprinus asiaticus (Chinese sucker), 3254 nucleotides. Its product is annotated as ganglioside-induced differentiation-associated protein 2-like. The transcript has 14 exons. The record is from RefSeq and is a predicted model, not a curated record. The coding region runs from base 213 to 1712 and encodes 499 amino acids. NCBI's taxonomy places the organism in Eukaryota, Metazoa, Chordata, Actinopteri, Cypriniformes, Catostomidae.
AGGAAACUGGCUGUAUGUUGCAAACACGAGACAUGUUGAUCACAAGCAGCUAAAAUCACAUUUAGCAAUGGUCAAUACAAAAAGCGGAAGUUUAGAAAGAUUAAUAUGACAAACAGCUCUCUCUAAAACGGAUUAAUUUUUGUUAUUAUUGUUUUGUUAUUGCAGUAGGCAGGAUUGAGUAGCUGCACCUGUGGAGACCUGGUAGCAACAGCAUGGAUCCCUUGGGAGCUCGUUCCCAGUUUGUGGAUGUCCAGAGCCUCCCCACGUGGGACCUGCCUCAGGGAGACCAAGAUGAGGAAGAUGAGGAGAACCACUUUAGAGAGGAGGAUAGCCUGGCCAACGAGCUCAACUCUUUAUCAUCCCCUUUCCCCUUCAGACCAGACAUCAACAGCAAGAUUGUACUCUUUAAUGGAGAUGUGGCACUUUUAAACUGCACUGCGAUCGUCAAUACAAGUAACGAGACACUAACUGAAAAGAACCCUGUAUCAGACAGCAUUCACAGAUAUGCUGGGCCUGAGCUGAGGGAUGAACUACUCAAACUGAAAGGAUGUCGGACGGGUGAGGCAAAAACGACAGAGGGCUUUAACUUGGCUGCACGCUUCAUCAUUCAUACGGUUGGGCCCAAAUAUAAAGCCAAGUACAGGACAGCUGCAGAGAGCUCUCUAUACAGCUGUUACAGAAACAUCAUGCAGCUGGUCAAGGAACAUGCAAUGGUGUCUGUGGGUUUGUGUGUGGUCAGCACAGUCAGAAGAGCAUAUCCACUGGAGGACGCAACACAUAUAGCAUUAAGGACUGUACGUAGAUUUCUGGAGAACCAUGGUGAGACCAUUGAGACCGUAGUGUUUGCCGUUUCGGAUGUCGAGGAGCCUGUAUACAGGAAGUUAAUGCUGUUAUAUUACCCACGCUCAAAGAAAGAAGAGAAGGUCAGUCUGCCUUUCCUCCCUGCAGACAUUGGCAAUAGUGAGGGGGAGCCUGUGGUCCCAGAAAGACAAAUCCGCAUUGCUGAAAAGCCAGGAAAUCUGGAGGAUAAUUCUGUGGAUGACUCACUGGAGUCAGACCUGGGGCUUGUAGGAAGUCACGCGUUUGCUCGUAUGGAAGGGGACGUGGAUAAGCAGCGUAAACUCAUCCUUCAGGGUCAACUGUCUGAAGCAGCCCAGCAGAAACAGCACCAAAGAAAUUAUAACCGCUGGCUGUGCAGAGCUCGAGCAGAGGACCUGUCAGACAUAGCAGCGUUAAAGGCACUAUAUCAAACUGGUGUCGAUAUUUGUGGCAGGACAGUCAUGGUUGUUGUCGGAAGGAAUAUUCCAGUUACAGUCAUUGAUAUGGAGAAGGCUUUACUGUAUUUCAUCCAUGUGAUGGACCAUAUCACAGUGAAGGAGUAUGUGAUGGUGUAUUUCCACACACUCACUGCUGAGCACAACCACCUUGACACCGACUUCCUCAAGAAGCUCUAUGACAUCGUGGAUGCCAAGUUUAAGAAAAACCUGAGAGCUAUCUACUUUGUUCACCCAACGUUCCGCUCAAAGGUGUCCACGUGGUUCUUCACAACGUUCAGUGUAUCAGGCCUUAAAGAGAAAGUCCAUCACAUAGAGAACCUCCAACAGCUCUUCACCUGUAUCCUGCCCGAUCAGAUUGACAUCCCUCCUUUUGUUCUGGAUUUUGACACACAGGUUAGCAACCCCUAUUACACGGCUCACUCCUCAGGCUUAUGAUGGUAUCAGAUAAACCCAGUCCAGAGGAGUUUAAUUGGACCUGCCACUGUAUGCUGAACCCAACACAGCCCUGCACUGGGCAGACACACACCCUGAUGACAUGACUGACAUGGUGCUUAAGUGGACAUAGUCAAAGGUGUGUCUCUGCUGUUCCUGGGCAGCUGAGUUUUCUCUAUGACACUCAAGAGACUGUCGAUAUUCUCUACAUUCUCUAUUAAAUUAUGCUGUCUAAACACAACCUGCUGAAAUCUGCUGAACAUAUCAGAGACCUAGAUGAAACCAAAACAUCAUAAAAGGAACCGCUGAUCUGACCCAAGAUUUAUUGGAAAAGGUAUGUGUGUGUGUGUGUCUGUGUGUGUUUGUAGAUAAAGAGAUUAAUUUGAAAUAUGCAUAACAAACAUGCUAAACCAAUCAUUUGUACCAGCGUCUUUUGUAUCUGUGUGAAUGGCUGGAAUCAUUAUGGUUUCUGCUGUUUUUAAUUUCUCCUGGCCUUGUCAGUCCAAUUAUUUGACAGCCUACUCUUCGUUGAAACGUCUACACAACGUUCAAGUCUACACUGUUCUGUAGUUUUAUUUCAUUCCACGUCUGUGCGGUCACCAGCUUUGGUUUUAUCUUAAAUGGAUAGUUAACCCAAAAAAUACAAAUUCAUUCAUUUCAUCUCCCGUGUUAUUCCAAACCCGUAUGACUGACCGACUACUGUGGAACACAGAAUUAUUUAUCUAGCAGAAUGUCCAAGCUGCUCUGUAGCUGGUCACUAUUCACUUUGAUAGUAUGAAAAAUAAUUACAAUGAAAGUGAAUAGUGACCAGGGAAGGAGCAGCUUGGACAUUCUGUAAUAUAUCUCCAAUGACAUUAAGGUCAGUUUCAUUUUUGGGUGAACUAUUCCUUUACUACAUUUACGUUUUUAUAUAAGGCAUUAAACAAAAAUAUCACUGCAGAUUCUUGUGCUUUGACAACAAAACCCUAUCUAGAUUUAAUUUACCCAAUUAAUAAUAUUACAUUUGAAGGAUCUCUGGCAUAGCAUUUUGUUAGUUCCAUGAUUACACAGUUAUGUGAUUCUAAUGUCUCUCAUCCUCAGCAUCAGUAAUACCAUAGCAUAUAAUAUGUUUCAAAGCUGGAGGGUACUUCAUUUGUACUUUUUUUCUGUCUUUGUCAAUAUGUCAGUGUUGUUGUUGUUGUUUUUUUCUUUUUUGGGUAGCUCUUUAAAUACUGGCUGUUUCACCCAAUGUACACUAAAAAUCGUGUAGAACUUCAGUUUUGUUUUUACUCUCUUAAAAAGUUAAGCAGAUUUGCAUGCAUGGCCAAAGGAAUCACAUAGACCGAGAGUUGUUUUCUAAGUGAAGUAAAUGGUGUAACUGUAGAUACAACAAAUACUGUCUGUUACUAUUAAUUCUGGUUUGUUUUAGUCAGCCCUUACUGCAUCCGUGCAGUGAUCACAUGCUAUGUUUUGUACCAUUUUAAAUGAAGUAUGAUGUAUGAAUCAUGAUGAUGGAGAGUGUGUUAUUUCAAUAAAAGAAAUCUUAUUGUGGGAUGUUACCCUUAA